GGUUGGUUUCCUGUCUGUGGAACUGAAUUGUUACUCCGUUACUAACGGAUACAUUCUGUUUUAGAAUUCUGCCUGGAUCGUUCGAAUGCUCGCGCUACUCUUUGUCUUGUGAAGUCUUCCUGACAGCCGGCCUUUAUUCGUAUCUAUAAAAGUUACUUUAAGAGGUCACUUAGUUUAAGUAUUUGGCUCACUGCUGCUGAUGUUUUCUUCCGGGAGAGAAUUUUCCGGUUCUCUGCCCUUGACUGCUAAAGACAUAACUUAUUGGGUCUCAGUUCCUUGGCUGUGAGCGAACUUCAAAGAAGAAAUUGGUGAAUGGAGAUCUGCGGACUAACUAGGUCUUUGCUACGAUCUUUGAAAGAACAAACUAGAUUCACUCUUAAAGUCAGUCCUCUUAAAUUAUCAUAUUUCAAAUAUGGUUCCAUAUGUAGGAUUUCAAAGCCCUGUGCACAUAAAAGAAGUAUUUCUGCACUUCGUACGCGUGGGUUGGAAAUUCAGCCCCAACAAAUCCCUCAACUCAGGUCCAGCAGACAGUCAAAUGGAUGGCGAUACUACAGCACGGACCCUUCACAAACUACGCUUGUCAGUGUGGUUCCAGUGUUUUCCAUAAUGAGAUAUGACAAAGCUGGGAAUGUAAGCUUCUUUGAACGAAAGAAGACUGAACUGUACCAGGAACUUGGUCUUCAAGCCCGAGAUUUACGAUUUCAACUUUUAACAAGCAUUAAUACGAGGAAUAAUUGCAUCAUCCUAAGAAUGGAGAUUAUCAAGGCUGUAAUUACCCCGGAGUAUCUUCUUAUUCUGGACUAUCGGCAAUCAAAUCUGGAGCAGUGGCUUUUGAAGGACCUAGCAUUGCAAUUAGCUGGAGAUGGACAACUGGUUACGUACUCUUUGCCUUUUGAAUUCCGAGCCAUAGAAGCAAUACUUCAGCACAGGAUUAGCUUUCUGCAAUCAAGACUAAAUGAGUUACAACCUCAGAUACUAGAGAUGUUAGAAGCCCUGGUGGAUCCCAAACAGUUAUCAAUUGAUCGAAGCAAGCUACAUGUCUUACUUCAAACCAGUAAAAACCUAUCUGAGUUGGAGACGGAUAUAAAGGUCUUCAAGGAGGCAUUACUGGAGAUUCUAGAUGAAGAGAAACAGAUAGAAGAGCUUUGCCUCACCAAAUGGAGUGAGCAACAUGUUUUUGAGCAGAAUAAUACAGGAAUUAACCCGGCGGAAGAGAUGGAACUGCUUCUUGAAAGCUAUUACCGACAGGCUGAAGACUUGGCCAAUUCAACACGAGAGCUGAAACUGUUAAUAGAUGACUCUGAGAGCAUCAUUUUUAUCAACUUAGACAGCCACCGUAAUGUGAUGAUGCGUUUGAAUCUCCAAUUGACAAUGGGAACGUUUUCAGUUUCCCUCUUUGGAAUUCUGGGAGUUGCAUUUGGCAUGAAUUUGGAAUCUUCCUUUGAAGAGGACCCCCGGCUCUUCUGGUUGAUAACAGGAAUAAUGUUUCUAGGGAGUGGGCUAAUGUGGCGACGCUUACUAUCCUUUCUGGGUCGACAUCUUGAGCCUCCAGCACCUCCACCGAUGCCAUCCAUCCUGAAAAGAUCACAGCUGACUGGUGGAAGAAUAGACCUGAGACAUGGCUCCAAAUGAACUUGCAGCUUUGCCAGAACAUUCAUAACUGUCUGCGCAAGCAGCAUAUAGUAGCACAGCACUAGAAAUAUAAUUCACACACAAUACUUGCAAAGCCUUCCACAAGCACCAAUUUGAUUUUUGAAACAUAACUUAUGUAUUGUGGAUCAAAGGGCCGAUGCUCUGAGGACUCGUAUAAAUCCACAGUAAGCGCAGUCAGCCUCAACUUCUUGUGGCAUUACAGCAUAAAGCCUAUGAUGAUGUAAGUCAUAAGGCAGUUGAAAAAAAUGAAUUUCACAAGCAAUAAUAAUGUGCUGUCCGCACUGAAGUUAAUUAACUAAGGGUUAAUAUUUUUUGUCAUCUAUUCCUUGUGUUAAAAGCAACAUGACAUCCACACCUUAUUUAUUUUUUCAUAAUUCAUUAUCCAACACAGAAGUGCCUUGAUGGUAGUAAGUGUGGCCUUUGGCACCUCCUGUAUCACCAUUUUUUAGCUAAGAGUUGUAGAUAGAUGAUGUACAUUCCAAUGUUUGCCAGUCCUGCUGUAUAGCAGCUAGGAGACAUAUACAAUUGACUUUGGGAGAUACUAGCCAUUUCACAAAGCCCCCCCCCCCCCCCCCCAACUCCCAUUUGAUCUUGUCCCCACUCUCAGAAUCAAUUAGCUUUGGGAAUUUGAUGCAGGAAGAAUGGUGGCACAGGUUGUGUAUAUAUUGCAGUGUCCUGGUUGUUGAAGAAUGACUAAUACUGCUCUUUUUAAAAAAAAAUCUGUUGUACUGUAUGAAUAAAAUUUAAAUUCGAGAGAAAUAUUUCCCUACAUCUGUGCUAAAUGUAAACAUUCAAUAUCAAUUAGCUUUAUAUCAUCAGAGGCUAUAUGCAAACGCUAUUUCCAAAAGCAUAAAACUCCAGUCGAAAUUAAUGACUAUUAAUGCACCACUCUUGAGUGUUUGGCCUAUUUUAUCAAGUCAGUGAGUAUUUUGACACUAAUCAUGAUGUAGUUAUGUGCACUAGUACAACACAGGAGACCAUUUGACCCAUUAUGUUUGUAUUGGCUCUUUGACAGCUAUCCUCUUAGUCCCACUCCCCUGCUCUUGCCCCAUAGCCGAUUUUAUCCCCUUCAAGUAUUCAUCCAGUUCUCUGUUCAAGUUACUAUUAAAUCUGCUUCUGCCACCAGUUUGGGCAGUGCUUCGUAGGUUAAAAUAAUUAGCAGCAAAAAAUGGUUCUCCUCAUCUCACCUCUGACUCUUGAAUAUGUGUCUUGUGGUUACUGACUUUAGCAAAUGGAAAUAGCUUUUCCUUACUUUAUCAAAACCCUUCAUGAAUAUGAAUAUCUCACUUAAAUUUCCCCUUAACCGUCUCUGGUCUAAGGAGAACAAUCCCAGCUUCUCUAGUUUAUUCACAUAAUUGAAAUCCCUCAUCUCUGAUACCAUUCUAAUAAAUCAUCUCUGCAUUCUCCAAAAAUCUUGACACCCCUCCUAAGGUUUGUUGACCAUAAUUGGGCCUAACUAGUGAUUUAUAAAGGUUUUUUCACAAUUUCCUUGCUCUUGUACUCUUUGCCUCUAUUAAGAAAUCCAAAGAUCCUGGAUACCUUUUUAAACAGCCGACUUGCUGCCACCUUCAAAGAUUACGUAAACUUCCAUUCUCUCUGUUCGUGAAUCCCCUUUAAAAUGGUACUAUUUGCUUCAUAUUGCUUCUCAUUUUCCCUUCCAAAAUGUAUCAGUAGAGCGGAGGACUAUAGAAAACUUCACACUUCUCUGCAGUAAAUUUUAUCUAUCAUGUGGCUGCCCAUUUCACCAGUCUAUCUCCCCUGAAAUUUGCUGCUAUCCUCUUUGCUCCUUAAUGUCUUUCUAAGUCUCAAGUCAUCUGCAAACUUUUAAGUUAUAGUUUGUGGCCACAAGCCUGCGUCAUUCAUAAAUAUCAACUCCUAGUGGACACCAUGGUAUGCUUCCCUCCAGUCUGAAAAACAACUAUUCACCACUACUCUGCUUUCUGUUACUCAGCCAAUUUUGUAUCCAUUGCUGCCACUGCCCCUUUAAUCCCGUGAGCUUUAAUUUUGCUAGCAAGUCUAUUGGGCCUUUUGAAAAUCCACAUACACAAAAUCAACUGCACAACCCUCAGCAAAUGUCUCUGUUACUUCAUCAAAGAACUCAGUCAAGUUAUUCAAAUGCAAUUUUAUUUUAAUAAAUCCCUGCUAACUGUCAUUGAUUAAACCCAAGUUUUUCCAAGUGACAAUUAACCUUGUCUCCGAUUAUUAUGUCAGAAAGUUUCCACAUCACCUACGUUAGACUGACUAGCCUUUAGUCCCCUGGCUUAUCCCCCUCUGCUCUUUUGAACAGGGGUAUAACAUUUGCAACCCACCAUUCUCUGGCACACUGGAAGAUUAUAGCCAGAUCUUCUGCCAUUUCCAGCCUUGUUACAUUCAACAAUCUUAAAUACAUCCCAUCCAGAGUGGGGAAUGUUCUACUUUGAGUGUUACCAAUGUUUUAAGUACUUCCUCUUUAUCUAUUUUUAUUCUGUCCACUUUCUCGACCAGAGUAAUUUUUUCGCUAUUGAACCUGUGUUUUUCACUUGUUGGCCUCUGUCAGAAGAUUUCAUGGCCGAGGUAGGGGGGGAGCAGGGGGCAGGGUCAUGUCUGGUCAUGAUGCUUCAGCUAUUUGACUGAAGAAUUAGUUAUUAAACCAGCCUGUGCAUCUGCACUCCUAAUUCAUGACAUUUUUACUCCUGUCAGGCAUAGUAUAGGUGUACAAAAUUAUCACUUCAGAUUUCAGUAAAUUGUGAUAGUGUGAAUGUGAAAUUUUCAUGGUUUCCAUUCGAACUCUGACAUCUGAAACGCUGUCAUUUUGCUGAUCCAACCUUGGGUCAUGGCUGAAGGAGCUUGAAGGGCCAAAUGCCCUAAUGCUGCUUCUAAGCCCUGUUUUCCUAUGAAGGCAUAUUAAAUUGUGUGGCAAUGGUAAGAGCAAUUUUGAAACAGUGUAUAAUACAACAUAGUAAUAGUGUAACAGUGGAUUCAGCCCCAUGUAUACAAAUCCUUGCAAUCCAGUAAACAGAUACAAAAAAAUCAAAAACUGAUGUUGACUUUAUCUCAAGAGGGCUGGAAUAUAAAGGGGAACAAUUAUGCUUCUGUUGUUUGAGCCACAGUCAGACCCUAUCUGGAGCACUGUGGUCAGUUUGAGACACCGCAUCUCAGGAAAGAUAUUAGCCUUGGAAGGGUGACAAUGCAGAUUCACCAGAAUGACCCUGGGGGCUUAUAAGUUUAAAUUACAUGGUUAAAUUGCAUAGAACAUUUGAGACGUGAUCUAAUCAACGUGUAUAAAAUGAUAAAAGGAUUCAAUGAGGUAGAUAAAGAGAAACUACUUUUUCUGCUGAUUGAAUUCAGAACAAAGAUGCAUAUCUUAAAAUUAGAGCUAAAAUGUUCAGGAGUGAAAUCAGGAAGUGUGUUUUCACACCAAGUGUAGUAGAAAUCUGGAAUCUCUUCCAAGAAAUGUUGUGCACCCUAAGUCAAUUGGAACUUUCAAGUCAUAAAAUUGCUGAAAUUGUUGAAUGUGAACAUGUUGAGAAGCAUUUCAAAAAUAAGAUUUUGACAUCCAUCUUCAUUUUUCAUAAUGCCUGUAUCAUCUUUUUAUUAAUCUGAAUAAAAUCUCAGCUCUGAGGGUCUAACUCUA
This is a messenger RNA of Carcharodon carcharias (great white shark), 5266 nucleotides long. RefSeq names its product magnesium transporter MRS2 (gene mrs2). The record is from RefSeq and is a predicted model, not a curated record. Gene Ontology annotation, biological process: mitochondrial magnesium ion transmembrane transport. Gene Ontology annotation, cellular component: mitochondrial inner membrane. The transcript is spliced from 11 exons. Lineage: Eukaryota; Metazoa; Chordata; Chondrichthyes; Lamniformes; Lamnidae. The coding region runs from base 313 to 1632 and encodes 439 amino acids. Gene Ontology annotation, molecular function: magnesium ion transmembrane transporter activity.